AUGACCUGCUCAUUUUAAUUGCCAGCGGAGAAGCAAGGUUUUUUGCCUCCACCAUCUGGCCGUUUGCUGCUUCCGCCAUUUUAACCGCUUUCCUGUCACUUCGGCCUCGGGGAGCGGGCCGGACUGGACUGGGUUCGUUGUCAUUAGUCUGGCCCAGCCAGUGUAACUGUAUCGGGCUCGAUCACAUGGAUCAGGCCGGGGCCUCGGGCAAUACAUGGGAGAUUGGCUUCAUCGCCUUCACCGUUUGAGGCCUUCACUCUAGGCUUCCUCUGACUGCUCAGCAGCAACUUGAUCGAUCUCAGGGCCAUGCUCAAGCGCUCUUGAUAAAUGAGUUAAAUAUGACUGUACUAGCACCUCUGUUCCCAACUUUUAUUUAAAGAAUGGCCAAUUAUUUUACUGUAAGAAAGUACAGACUAGUCGGGGUUUCAUCGCAAUACAAAAGAACAUUGUGGGUCCGCCCCAGAUCAGGGAAGGAGGACUGAGAUAUACUUGAACAAAUUAGCACUGAGGGGGAGAAGAUAUUCCUGAUCUGAGCAGGCUUGGAAGCGAUAAAUUCCCAGGCACAGAUAAGGGGUAUCCAAGGCUGCUAAGGGAGCCCAGGGAGAAGAUUGUAGACUCACAUUCAUUUUCAAUCCUAUCUGGCUACCAGAAGAGUGCGAGAGGUCAAGGAGAUUCUGACAGUACCAAUGGAGAACACACAAGAAUCAGACUCUGCUCUUCAGUCAACUGAGAUCUGCCAAAAGGGGCCCACAUUGAAUAUUUCUAAAAGGCCUGAACGCCGUCAGCGUUCCCGAGAUAGACUGAAGCUCUUUAUCUGCUCUGAAUGUGGUAAGAGCUUUAACAAAUACUCGCACCUCAAAUUGCACCUCUUGGUCCAUACAGGAGAGAAACCUUUCAAAUGUCGUGUCUGUGAUAAGGAAUUCAAUCAUCCAUCCAGCCUUCGCAAGCAUGAGAUCACACACACGGGAGAGAAGCCAUUCAAAUGCUCCGACUGUGGAAAGAGUUUUAAUGACUCAUCAAAUCUGUCUCGGCACAAACGCAUUCAUAGUGGUGAGAAACCAUUUAAGUGUAACAUGUGUGACAAAGGAUUUACUUAUUCUCACCAUCUUGUAUCACACCAACGCACACACACAGGAGAGAAGCCAUUUCAAUGCACAACAUGUGGGAAAGAGUUCAGUCAAUCAUCCACACUGGUGAUGCACAAACGAACUCAUGCUGACAAGAGACCAUAUAAAUGUGGAACAUGCGGGAAGGGGUUUCAGUUGUCACGCCAUUUGGUGGCUCACCGUCGCACACAUGCAGGAGAGAAAGCAUUCCUGCAUGAGAAGGAGUUCAAGCAGGAUUCUGGUUUAAUGAAACAUCAGCGGAUUGAUACAAAAGAGCUGCCAUAUAAAUGUACCUUCUGCAGCAAAACGUUCCGUCAAUCUCACAACCUAAUGGUCCACAAGCGUGUACAUAUGGUCAAGAAGCCAUAUCAGAUCUCCACACGCAGGCAGGAAUUCAACCAGCAAUCGUCCCACGUAAAGAAUGACCAUACGCACACAGAAGAGAAGCCAUAUUUAUGUUCUGCUUGUGAAAAGAGGUUCAAGGGCUCCAGCAUUUUGGUGACAUAUCACACCAACACAGAUGACAGUUCUUGUCACUGUGUUGGAUGUGGAAAGGUUUUCAAAAACUCAUCCAAUCUUAUCCAGCAACAGGUUGCACUCAAAGAAGAGGACCACACAAACAUACUAGGUGUGAGAAGGGCUUCAAGCGUACACGCAAAUCACAUGUGUGAUGUAUUGAGCCAUCAGAAUGUCCAUGCAGGAGAGACUCCGUUCAAAUAUACAAGAUGUAGGAAAGGCUGUAAAACUCCUCCAUCUGUCACAUCACCAGUGUAGCCACAGUUCCUGAGAUCUUGUCCUCUUCUCUUUCUCUCUUCAUUACACACAAGAUAAAAAAAAGUUUUGGAUAAAAACUUCAGCCCUUUAAUCAUUUCAAUCUCCUAUCCGUACUUUAAGCUUGAUGGAAUGCGUAUUGCAGUGUGCCACUUGAAGGAGGUGCUGAUGCACUACAAUUUGUUGGCUAAGACAAUUUUGAAUACAUCUGGUGGGUAUCCAUACUCGUAUCAACACCUUUUUGGAACUUGCUUUCAAAGUGACAUUUCAGAGCAGAACCUCUGGGACCAAUUUAAGAAUUUUAUCAAGUGUAGAAUCAUUGCAUCAGAAUGUCAGUUAAAAAUUGAGAUUUUCUGAUGUUUUCCAAGACAUUGUCCAAAUAAAGAACAAUGUAAUGGGCCCCAAUUUGUUGCUCUAUGGUAUAGAGUUUAAAGCACGUGGAGUUCAGAAGGUGAGAGCUGACAGAUAUCCAGAAAAAUUGUUAACUCAGUGGACAGACUUUUUUCAUUGCAAAGACAUUCACGGGUGGGCAGACAUUUUUGUGUAAGAUUUUCAGCAUUGACCUGACAUCACCAUGUCCUGCUAUAUUUUCUGUCCAGAUGGGAUUGGGCUUCUGGACCAUCUCUCACAGGCUUAAGGAAAUUCAGCAUCUUUGUUUUGAACAUUUGGUUUUCAUACAACAGCAUUUAUAUGUUUAUAUUGGCAAACCAGUUAGAGAUAUGGAUCCCAAGUCUGCCAAUAUCACAUUCUUUAAAUUCUUUUUUUCUGAUUUCAUUAAUACCAUUGAGAAAUGCAGGAAAAGACAUAGGAAAAUACUGGAGAUGACAGUUAGUCUUGGCAGAAUCUUCAUAAAGAAAUGUCAGCAGAUUGACCUCACAUUUUGGUAUCAAUAAGCAAUUGGAAAAAUUGGACUGAAGGCGGCAUAGAAUGAUUCCUGUGUGGUAAGCCUAACUCAACACCAAUCAGGAGCCACUAAUGACUAAAAAAUGUUUUAUGAAACUCAAAAAUGUUCUCCCUUGAAAUAAAGUAAGUUUAGAAAGCCAUUUAUGUGCUGUUCAAUAUAUUUCUCACAUUUUUAAAAUUAAUUCUUUUAUAAGUUGAGGACAUUGAAAAGCAAGCAUUUUUCUGCCCGUUCCUAAUUAGCAUUGAACUUGCUUGACCAUUUUGGAGGGCAGUUGAAAGUCAACCAUAUUCCUGGUCUGAGAUCAUAUGUUGGUCAGAGUUGAUAUGGAUGGUAGAUUUCCCUCCCUAAAGGGACAUCAGUGAACCAGACUGUCAUAAAUUGUUUCAUGGUCACUAUUAUUACGACAAAAUUUCAAUUUCUGAUUUUAUAAGUUUAAAUUAAAUUCCAUCAACUGCUGUGGUGGACUGUGAACUCAGGCCUCCAGGGUGAUAGCCUAGACUUCUGGCUUGCUCAUCCAGUGGCAUCACCACUACUUUUCCACACUGUCACAUUUUGCUGGAUUUCUAAUAAUAUUGAGAACAAUUUAAUUGUUUUCCUUCCCAUUUACCCAAGUAGUCAAACUUGAGAAAACAUUCAGUAAUGAAUAUUUGAAAGAUGGUGUUUCUUCAAUGAUGCAUUGAAUUUGUCCCAGGUCUAAGAGAUUGAGUUUUGAUAAAGAGCUAAACUCUGCUUUUGCCCUACAGGUGCUGCUAGAUCUGCUGGUUUUGCUGUCAGAAAUUAGCAAUUUCUGCUUUUGCUGUCAGAAAUUAGCUUGUUCAUGAUGCUGGAGAUUUAUGCAUGCGUGGAACUGGAGAAGGGCUGUUAUUCCAGUUUCUUUGGCAUCACCUUCUCUACAAGCUCAGAAUUGAUGUCAAAACAGAAAAUACUGGAAAUACUCAGCAGGUCUAGUAGCAUCUGUGGAGAGAGGAACAGAGUAAACAUUCCAAGUUAAUGAGCCUUCAUCGGGCCUGGCAAAAGUUAGAAAUGUAACCAUUUUUAAGCAUAUGAAACAGGAGAGAAUGGGGAAAAAGGGAAGGUCUGUGAUAGUAUGCAAGAUGAAGGAGAUUAAGUGAUCAGAAUUGGUAUUGCAAAGCCAAAAAUUAGGCAAAGAAGCAAAACCUGUCUAGAGAAGAUGUGAAUAUGAACCACACGAGAUAAAUAAAACGAUAAAAGGAAACAAAAUAUGGGCCAGGUUUAGCCUAUUUCCAACAUUUUGUUUUUAUUUCAGGUUUCCGAUAUCCAUUUUUCUUUGUUUCAAAUUAGAAAUUGUUGCUUUGCAGUAUUGAACAUAGAAUCAGUACAGAAGGAAAUUGUUCAGCCUCUGUCAUGCCUCUGUUGAUACUCUGGAAGAGCAAUCCUGGUUAAACUCAAUUUCCUGCUUUUUGUCUGUAAUUUUGUAAGUUCCUCAGCCCUCAAAUACAUUCAACCCAUUUUUAAGAUUAUUAAUGGUGUCAGCUUCCACCCUUUUUCAGGUAGAAUUACAGAUCCUCAUAAUUCUUGAGUGGGAGGGGGGGACUGUUGCAAGGAGUAUAAUCUUAACUCUUCCAAUCUCUGAAUAUAAACAAAGUCCUUUAUCCUUUUUAAUGCCCUUGUAAAUGUCCACUGCACCCUUUCUAAAUUGAUUAGUAAUUCUUCACAGUGCUGUAACUGAUGUUACUACACCAGUGGUUUAUAAAGUAUAAGCAUGAUUUAUUUGCAUUUACUUUCUAUAUCUUCAUAAAUAAUCCAAGUAACCCAUAUGCUUUUUUAACCAUUUUAUGAAGCUGUUCCACCACCUCAACCUUUUUUGUUAUUUGAUCAAAGAAUUUAACCAUAACCAAGGGAAUCAAACUUAAUGUGAAAAUUCCGUGCUGACCCUCUGACUUGAUAAAUUUGUUUUAUUCAUGCUAAUAAUUUUCGAUAAUUACAGAUGUUAGUGAUUGGCUUCUAGUUUCCUGGUUUAUCCGUCUUCCUCCAUUUCCGUAGUUGUGUAAUAUUAGUAACAUACUACGGUGACACUAUUUAUGUAUCCAGUGGAAAUUGAAAGACUGUGACCAGUACUUCUGCCACUUCCACCUUGGUUUCUUUCAGCAGACUAGCAUGCAUUCCAGCUG
Molecule: messenger RNA, 4913 nt
Organism: Chiloscyllium plagiosum (whitespotted bambooshark)
Lineage: Eukaryota; Metazoa; Chordata; Chondrichthyes; Orectolobiformes; Hemiscylliidae
Biological process (GO): embryo development; regulation of transcription by RNA polymerase II
Cellular component (GO): nucleus
Molecular function (GO): RNA polymerase II transcription regulatory region sequence-specific DNA binding; DNA-binding transcription factor activity, RNA polymerase II-specific
Source: RefSeq, a predicted model, not a curated record